This is a messenger RNA of Dioscorea cayenensis subsp. rotundata (Guinea yam), 1432 nucleotides long. Its product is annotated as agmatine coumaroyltransferase-2-like. The record is from RefSeq and is a predicted model, not a curated record. The coding region runs from base 22 to 1323 and encodes 433 amino acids. Gene Ontology annotation, molecular function: acyltransferase activity, transferring groups other than amino-acyl groups. The transcript has a single exon. NCBI's taxonomy places the organism in Eukaryota, Viridiplantae, Streptophyta, Magnoliopsida, Dioscoreales, Dioscoreaceae.
CAUAAUAUUCAUAUCUCACAAAUGGAAGUCGUGAAAGUGGCAAGCUCCACCAUCCUCACUAGCCCCAUCUCUCACCCUUCUGACGUCCCCCUCACCAUCUUCGAUCGCUUCGCCCUCAACCUCCAUGUCGCCGUCCUCUACGCCUUCACUCCUCCCACCUCCACCAACGCUGACAUCAUCUCCGCCCUCUCCAAGACCCUCGUCCACUUCCCAACUCUCACAGCCAACCUCUCCACCGACUCACAUGGCCGUCCUUGUUUCACUGUCGGAGGCUCAGAUGGAGGUGCGCUAGUCGUUGAAGCCACUGUCUCAUCCAAACUAAAAGAUCACCUGCCUCUCACUCCCUCACCGGACUUCAGAUUCCUCCAUCCUGAAGUCAAAGACGCAAAGCACUUGCUCCAAGUUCAGCUCAACCGGUUCCAGUGCGGCGGGCUGGUCAUUGGAGUCACCGCCCACCACCGUGUUGCUGACGGCCAGUCCAUGAGUACUUUCACAGUAGCAUGGGGGAAGAUGGUACGUGGUGUCCCCAUUGAUCCACUUCCAGUCUAUGAUCAGUCAUGGCUCAAGCCUCGGGAUCCUCCUCUGGUGCAGUUCAAUCACUGGGGGACUGAUUUUAUCCCUCUCUCUCCUCAACCAAAUGAGUUUUGUGUCACUCCGGUUUAUGCUGAUCCAAGUGAGAUCACCAACAUAUUGUUGCACUACACUCCAGAGUUCAUUAUGAAGCUCAAAGCUCAAACCAAUAAAUUGAGCACUGAGAAGCACACCACGUUUGAGACACUAGCAGGGUAUAUAUGGAGGAAGGUGACGAUAGCACGACAGUUGGAUGAUGAGGAGAAUACCAAGCUGACUGUGUCAGUGAAUGGUAGGCGUCGGUUAAUGCCUCCGGUGCCGCCUGAAUUUUUUGGUAACAUGGUUCUAAAUGCAUAUUCGAAAGCAAAAGCAAGAGAAUUGAUCAAAGGAGGGGUGGCGAUGGCGGCCGGGAUCAUUCGCCAAGCGGUGAGAGCAACAGGAGAUAAUUAUUUCCGGUCGUUCAUUGACCUUGCUGAGGUUUACAGAGAUAGAGAUCUUGUGCCUUGCUUUGAAAAGGAUGGCAAUGUGCUUUCACCAAAUAUGGAGAUUGAUUGCUGGUUAGGGCUUGGGUUUAAUGAGAUUGAUUUUGGUGGAGGUGGGAAGCUUUGUGGUAUUUCGCUUACAUGGGUGCCUUUUGAAGGAUUGUCAAUCCUCAUCCCUUCUUUGUCUCAGGAUGGUGGCUUGGAUGUUUUUCUUUCUCUUCUUGAAAAGCAUGCACCGAAAUUUAGGGAGAUAUCUCACUCUUUGGAUUAGAGUACAUUAGGGUAUGUCUGGUUAAUUAGUUUCUAUUGAUCUUUGGAAGUACUGUUGGGUUUGAUAAUUAUACGAAGGUUGAAUAGUCUUGUUGCAUUAAAUGGUUAUC